AUGAAUCUUUUUCCGAAAUCAGAAAAAGAAAGUUCGGAUGCUGAAAUGAGUGCGUAUAAAAAUUCACUUUUCCAUCUUUUCACAGCAAUAUUAUGCAUAAUUGUUGUUAUAUUAUUUCCGAAUAAGGAAAAGAAGCGUUCUAGAUUCAUUGAUAUACCAAAUUACGAUAUAUGCUAUACGUUAGAGCCAAAUUUAUCGCGGAGAUAUAAGCAUUUCGGAGGAUUUUACAGAGAUAUAGAUAAAGGAUUAUUAAACUGUCAAUUAGAGCUAGAUCCAGGGGAUAAUGAUCCUAAAAUUCUUGUUUUGGGUACGUCUGGAAUGAUAGGGAUGGCUGUAGAGCAAGAAAUAAAAGCGCGCAAGUUAAAAUACAUUGCAAUCAAGUCUCGCUUACAUAUAGAUAUACUUAAUCCGGUUUUUCCACGGUUCCUAUCCGGAAGCAACAUAUAUCUCGUAAUAAAUUGUGCAAAUAAUUCAAAACAACACAUAACUAUCAUUAAAUCAGCUACAAGAAAUGUUCCCAUUAUCUCCUUUGUUCAAAGUUUUGACAGACAUUCCGAUGUAGAGAUAUACAUUCCCAAUGUUUUUGGUCCUCAAAUUCAUAAGCCAAUAUCAAGCCAUAUCACUCGAAAUAUAUAUCAUUGCUUAAUACAUGGAGGUGCUGAACGGCUCAGCGAUGAUGUUUUCGUUUAUUCAAAAGAUGUCGCGAAAUAUACUUUAGAUAUAAUACAAAAUACUACUAAUUUAUCAGGUAAAAGCUUCGAGCCAAACUUGCCAACUUAUACAGGAUCAGAAUUAUAUACCUAUAUGUCUGAAUUAAUGCCAACUUGUAAAAUUGAUUCAAGUCAAGACGUUUUAUCAGUAGAAGGCCAAAGAAAGCUCAAAGAAACAUAUGAAUACGUUAAAAACAGACUUGAGACGGUGACCACUGACCCUUAUAUCACUUAUAUUACUACAAUUUCUCAUCAUAAGCCAAUAAUUGAGAGAUUUAAACAGGCAUAUUCAUAUAAUAACUGGAUAGCAGAGAAUUACUAUGACUCAGCAUACGAGUUCAUAGUGAUUUACGCUCCAAUGGAGCCUUCUCCGAAAUUUGACGAAAUAAUUCAACUUCCAGAGCCAUUAAAGUCUCAUACAAAGGUUUUAGAACUUGAUUAUAGAGAUGUUGUUAAAUUGCGCGAUGAAAUAAACAGUUCUUUCCCUGAUUUUCCACUCCGAAAUCUUGGAGUAAGAAAUGCGAGGUCAGAAUUCAUCAUUACAGGGACAUCUGAUGUUACUUUGCCUCCAGGGUUCUUCGAAAUCGCUCAUUGCAAGUGCCUGGCCCGUCAUGAAUGGAUAAGAACAAUGAGAUUGGAACUUUCUAAUACAACUGUUGAAAAAAUGAAACAAUCUCUUUAUGUAAUCAAAGAUUUAAGACAACAGUUCCAAUUUUUCAUCAAUAUUCCUCAUAGGCUUUGGUUUGAUUCCGUCGGAAUGGAAGCUUCUGGUGAUUUUGAAGGUGGAGACAAGAAAAUGUGGGAAUUAGUUAAUGGUUUCCUCCAAAAUGGAAUGAACUGGAACGUUGAUACUGUUCUAUCUUUUGAUUGGGCUGCAAACUUGUGUCCUCAGCUAUCUAUAAUGCUUCCUGUCGGUUUUCACAUGUCUCAUAACAAGACAUCUCAUUUGACAAGGGGAUUUAGACUGUUCGAGCCAGAUGUCUAUUAUAGAUUCAUGCAUGGAAGAGCAACAAAGUUGAUAAAUGAGUAUAAAAGACCAACUUGGGGAAGAUUUAACUUCAAAUAUGGAAAUUACAGCGGAUGGAAGAUAAAUUAA
Molecule: messenger RNA, 1806 nt
Organism: Trichomonas vaginalis G3
Lineage: Eukaryota; Parabasalia; Trichomonadida; Trichomonadidae
Exons: 1
Coding region: 1-1806 (601 amino acids)
Source: RefSeq, a predicted model, not a curated record